Messenger RNA from Nelumbo nucifera (sacred lotus), 348 nucleotides. The record is from RefSeq and is a predicted model, not a curated record. Lineage: Eukaryota; Viridiplantae; Streptophyta; Magnoliopsida; Proteales; Nelumbonaceae.
AUGGUGAAGAGUUUUGGAAUGAAGCAAUGCCAGGUUGAUCACUCAGUGUUCAGCUAUGACUCAGAAGCUGGGAAGAUUUUAUUAGUGGUCUAUGUGGAUGAUAUUGUCAUUAUCGGUAGUGAUAAAUUAGGAAUUGACAAACUAAAGAACCCUCGUAUACCUCACUGGGAUGCAGUUCUUAGAAUUGUGAGGUAUCUGAAAGGAGUUCCAGGCCGUGGGCUAUUGUAUAAAUCAGGAGGAAAAUUUGAAGUAAUUGGGUAUACAGAUGCAGACUGGGCAGACUCAGUGAAUGACAGAAGAUCUACUAYAGGCUAUUGCACAUUUCUUGGAGGAAAUCUUGUGACAUGA